This is a messenger RNA of Ictalurus punctatus (channel catfish), 3133 nucleotides long. RefSeq names its product transmembrane protein 250 (gene tmem250). The record is from RefSeq and is a predicted model, not a curated record. The transcript has 2 exons. Lineage: Eukaryota; Metazoa; Chordata; Actinopteri; Siluriformes; Ictaluridae. Bases 504 to 923 code for a protein of 139 amino acids.
UUGCCUGCUCGAAUUCAUACAGAUCCCGCCUUCUGCUCUGUGAUUGGCUGGUCUUGUAUUUCUUCUUAGACUGUGAUUGGCUAGCAGUGUCUUUCCUCAUGCGCUAGGAUUGGCUGAUUGGCUGGAGCUCUCCUAGCCACUGCUCUUCAGCUAGAGAGGCGGAUUUGUUAGCAUGACGACUAGCACAAAGAACUAGCGGGUUUAUUUAGAUUUAUUGUUAGAAACAAAUAUUUUUCUAAAGUUAUAAAUUAAAACAAGUAAAGUGGUUGCGUAUUUAUCAAGUAACGAAUAAAUACUUCGCGAAUUCUGCUGCCAAGUGGAAACGGAAAUGGAAGCGAGCCGAGAAGUCACUCAGCGGACAUGAGAGCGGCAGGUGUUCAUCCUGUAACCGCACACAAAUCUUCAAACCUCACGCCAUGUCCCGUAACGCUGCUAUGUCUCCGACCCAUGAGGCGCCGACCGAGUCUUGAGCUCGUUCUGCGAGGGGCUCGUCCGGCCCACUCAUGCCCGUGAUUCCCAUCCCGAGGCGGGCGCGUUCCUUCCACGGCCCCCACAGCACGUGCAUGCACUCGGCCUGCGUCCCGGCACGCACCUCCCAGCUCCUGCGCACCAACUACAGCAACUUCGACCUGUACCUGAAGUCGCGCUGGACCUACGGCUUCGUGCGCUUUCUCCUCUACUUCGGCUGCAGCCUGUUCACGUCGCUCCUGUGGGUGGCGCUCGCGACACUGCUGUGCCUCGAGUAUGUGUGCGUGCGUGUCGUACUACGCCUCCAGUACAAACUCUCGGUCAUCCUGCUGCUCCUGGGACAUCGCAGGCUGGACUUCGGCGUCCUGAACGAGAUCUUCAUAUACAGCAUGCACAUCACCAUGUUCCUGGUUGGAGGAUUCGGGUGGUGCUUCAUGGUCUUUGUGGAUAUGUAGACAGUCUGAAAAAAUGCGCGAAGUAACACUCGCGCGACGUCCAUCGCGCGCCGAGUGUAGUCGAUCAGCCGAGACGUGUUCGGGGUGUGACGUUCACGUCUUCGGUUUUGAACUAUGGGUCUGAGGCUAAUGCAGGAAACUCCUCGUGAAAGUCUGUCCCACACAAAAUGUAUACAGCUCUCCAUAAAUGUGUUUCAGAUCAUAAUCCGUAUUAACUGCGGGUGUGAACCGCACUCUUUCAGACGAUACAGGACGGGGUACGAUACGGUUAAACAAGCAACGAUUCGGUACACUUCAAUUCGAUUCACUGUUCCGAUAUGAUCCGGUUCAGCACUGAUCUGAUUCGGUUCAGCGCUGAUUCAGAUUUAAUUCCAAUUGAAUUCAGUUGAGUUAAAUUAGUGUUUUCCACCACAGGAAAGUCUCUCUCUCUCUCUUACUCUCACACACACACACACACACACACACACACAUCGAGUUUCGAAGGCAGUACUGCUUACUAACCGUUUUCCUUUUCAGUUCGCAUCUUCGCCAGUAAACCGUUUCGUAGACUGUAUAUUAUUAACACUUUUAAAGUUUCCUCCGCUUUCCCUUCAGCAUUUUGAUGCGUUUCCACCUUCAAAAGUUAGUGGGCGGGGCUUAGGAAGCGUCAUGAUCUCUUAGGAAAGAAGAUUUACAAGAUGGCUGCCCCAGUAACAUUUCAGCGUUCAGCUACACGGCAAAGUUUUGUUUGUGUGUAAAGAUGACAGGAAAUCAGACUCUUUGUGUGUGUGUGUGUGUGUGUGUGUGUGUUGUGAUUUUUCUUUGAAAUAGACUUCCAUUGUGAGUUAAAUACAUUAGCCUCAUGGCUCCAGUGCAACACUGAAGAGUCAAACGUCACACUCGCGCCAAACACGUCUUGGCUGAUCGAAUACUUUUGGCGUAACGUGGAAGAUUGUGUCAAUAUUUUUUUUUUUACCAAACUAUUCCUUGUAAGUACUUUUAACACAACACUAACGGAUACUAACGUGCCAACUGUUUACUGCAUGAUAAACGCCGGACUUUUUUAAUUUGUUUAUUUAUUUUUUUGAAAUCACCAACCCUUUCACAUUCCAUACGUUAUUUCAGCAUGCUCCGUUGUUGCUGCGUUGUUGAUGUCAUAUUAAAGGUGCCGUCUGCGUGAUUACGCGGUUAACCUCGAAGCAGAAACUGUAGCUUUAAAGGAGAAGUCGGAGAAAUCAAACUCGGUCCGAAGUCGCUACAAAGUAAACGAAGGCCACGUCACCUAAAAUCUUUCUCUUUGGUAAAUAUUUACCUGAAAGUGCAAUCGUAGACGCGUCCAUUUGUUUCAAAAAUACGACGUAGCUUAUUAAUUCCGUUUGAAAAAACGCGCAUAUUUUACGGAAAAGAUUCCGGGUGACUCGGAGAUUAUUAUUCGGACGGGAUUCGUUUUACAUGACAUCUGGGGUACUUAUGAUAAAUAAAAAAAAUUUCCACGCGUACCACAUACACGCACUUAAUUUUAAUACGGACUGAUUGUUCUGAGCGCUUGUUGUAGGGGGCGUGGAUACGCAGUUUGAUCGUCACAUGAUUCGGGCGGGACUGAAAUCCCAGAGACACUCAAAUGAUAUUUACGCUACACGUGUCUGGAUGUAAAACUAAUCCCGGCCGAAUAGGGCUUUUAGAUAUAUUGAUGAUAACUCCAGUGGGGGGAAAAAAAGAAAAGAGUGAUUACUUUUGAGGUAAGAGGGAGUGUUGUGGACGUUUUUCGCCACACUUUUCCUUUAAUUUAAGUGAAGAAAGUGUCGUGUGCAUUUUUUUUUUUUUUUAAUCACAUGAUCACACACACACGGAGAGUUUACUACGACGCUCGAUGCCAAGCAGACCAUGAGUCUGACGCCCCACGUCGGGUCUGCGAGUAAAACCGCUUCACACAAUCUGCCAUUGUUCGGGGAUCAAGGCGUCAUACGCCUCAUGCUUGGCCGGACGCUUUCUUUUGUUCCCUGAACGAAGGCGCUCGGGCGUGGUUCGGGUCCAGCAGCGUGAAACAUGUCGCGCAUCGUGCCGUCACCUUCUAGAUGCACACGUGAUCGUCCUCGUCGGCGUGUCUCCGCUGUGCCGUGUUCGUUAUCCGUUAUGUUCAUUUCAUUCAAGUUCACUGGAUCCUCAGGAACUGCUUUUUGUUUUUUGUUUUUUUUUGUUUUUUUACAAAUAAAUUUAUUUAAAACUUUAAA